AUGAUACAAGCGGGUGUUCAGUCAGCUUCGCAAGCUGUGCUUUCUUUUCUUGUUCCUAGCAUUGCUAUCAGCCUCAUUGGUGCCAUUCUUUUGGUUGCCGUUCGUCUCCUGAAGAACGACCCGAAGAAAGGCAACCACAAGCCACUGCCAGGCCCAAAAGGUCUGCCAUGGAUUGGACCGAUUCACAAGUUCCCUUCACAGCAUGUCUACAAGAAGUUUGCUGAAUGGCAUGAGCAAUAUGGCCCCAUCUACCAGUUCACACUCUUCGGUGUGACCCAUAUUCGCAUCAACAGCGAGAAGAUCGCCCAGGACCUUCUUGCAAAGCGUGGAGCCCACUACUCGAACCGUGCGCCUACACCCAACAUCCCAGGUGCCAAAGUUGAUGCGGAAUAUCUCCCUCUUUUGGACAAUAAUGACGCACUUACGAGGCAUCGCAAAUUUGCCCAUCAGUGUCUUACCGAGACUUAUAACUUCGACAUGUUUGGUUUCACACAUCUUGAAAUCACAAGAAUGAUGUACAUGCUGAUGAAGGACAACCGUAACUACCCUGAUUUGGCUGAAGAGUUCACUCAUCGAGUGAGCGCUCGUCUCGCGUGGGAGGAACCCACUCUGAGUCGCGGUCUGAACCAAAGCUCGGCUGGCCUGCUAGCUGCUAUUUCCCCCGCCGGCCAACUGCCCAACCGAUUCCCUGUUAUUCAGAAGUUGCCGAACGUUCUGAAUCCGUGGUACUGGAGAGAGAAGGCUCGCCAUGAUGCCCAAAGAGAAUUCUGGGUUGGUGCCAUGCAAGCUGUCAAAGCCAAAAUGGAGGCCGGUAUUGAUGGUCAUUCCUGGUCUCGCACGUUCAUCAAGGAGCAAGCGCGCAUGAAGUUUCCUAGCGGCGUUCCCGACGACAAGGAAGGUGCAUUUGCGGUUGGUAUGCUCGCUAUCACAGCAUCGUUACCCAUGUCAUCGCCCAUCCAGACCUAUUUCCUCGCCAUGUGCCACUAUCCCCAAUGGCAAAAGCGACUUCAACAAGAGAUCGAUGAAGUCUGUGGUCCCGACCGUCUGCCUACAUGGGCUGACGCGCCAAAGCUUCCGGUACUGAGGGCGAUCGGUAAAGAACUAAUCCGCUGGAGGCCACCAGUCCCCACUGGCGUACCCCACGAGGCCGAGAGGGACGACGUUUACGAUGGAUACUUCAUUCCCAAAGGUGCACUACUCCACCCUACUGAGUGGGCGCGUCGGAGCGACGAGGCUGUCUACCCCAAUCCAGAAGAAUUCAACCCUGAUCGCUACCUGAACCCCAAGUAUCCAACCUACAAGGAGCCACUGACAAAGUACCCUAACGUCAUCAACCACCACGUCUUUGGUUAUGGUCGCCGCAAUUGUUUGGGUAUGGAGAUCGUAGACUACCAGUUGGUCACUGUCAUGGGCUCUUUGGCCUGGGCGUUCGAUGUCACCAAGAAGAAGAACAAGAUUGGUAUUGAUAUCCCUGUGCAUACCUUUGAGUGGACCGACUUGCUCAUCACCCGACCGGAGGUUUUCGUGUUCGACAUCAAGCCAAGAGAUGAGUACAAGGAGAAGAAGCUUGUGACAAUGUUCGAGGAGGCACUGGCAGCACAUCCUGAUCUUGCCAUCUGA
This is a messenger RNA of Alternaria atra, 1620 nucleotides long. RefSeq lists its product as uncharacterized. NCBI's taxonomy places the organism in Eukaryota, Fungi, Ascomycota, Dothideomycetes, Pleosporales, Pleosporaceae. Gene Ontology annotation, molecular function: iron ion binding; heme binding; oxidoreductase activity, acting on paired donors, with incorporation or reduction of molecular oxygen. The coding region runs from base 1 to 1620 and encodes 539 amino acids. The transcript is spliced from 4 exons. The record is from RefSeq and is a predicted model, not a curated record.